AUGGAUUCAGGAGAAAUCAAAGUAUAUGAUAAGCAAUACCUUGACGAAUAAUCCGUCUAAAAAUACCUGGCAUUCCCAGUGUUAAAAUUAGCUUAAGCAAUGAUUGCUAUUAUUGCCUAAUAUAAAGAUCCGAAAGGUACCCUUGAGAUUUAUUAGCCUCCAAGUUAGAAAAGCUAAUACAAGCUUUAGCCUGUUAUGAAAAUCGAGACAUUUGUCUAAUCCUUUACAACCUUCACAUCUACUCUAAUUUAAGGAGAAGCAAAUGACUUUAUUAUGAUAGCGACAGCAGUGCAUGACAGACCUUAUGUCCCUAAAAUAUGGCUUUUAAAUGAAUCUGCUAAUGGAAUUAAAUAGGAGGUAGAAAUUGAAAACAGAUCAAUCGUUGAAGCUGGAAAAGAGAAGAAGACAUUUGCUCCUAAAUCUCAACCUAAGGAAGAAAAGAAAAAGACAGCUGAGGAAUCAAAGAAAAAAGGUGGAGAGGAUAGUAAAUUAAAAAAACCGAGUGGUAAAGAAGAAAUUAAGGGGAAAACUAGCGGGAAGGAUAAAAAAGAAGAAGUGAAAGAUAUUCCAAAAAGUAAGCCUGCUGAUAUUCCUCCAAAUUCGUGUCCAGAACUAUUUAUUGGAUAUGAAAGUGGAGCAAUAGGUGCAUUUAAGAUUAAGUUUGAUUAUAAUGGAAAGCUUUCCUGCUUACAGGUAAUUUCAACUUAGAAAGUUAUAUAAGAUCCAAACAUUCAUCAUGUACUAUCCCUAGAGACUAUUUAUUUAAAGCCAGACGUUGCAGAUUUCAAACUUGCUGUUGGUUAUUAUUCUCAAAUAAUUUAGACUCUAGACUUUACUCAGGCAAGCGAUGGUGAUACAUAUCAGCUUUUCUUUUAAAAUUAAACCGAAGCUACCUAUUCAGAAAAGCCUGGAAUAGGAACCCUUGAUAGUUUAGUAAUAGAUAAUAAGGCAUUAUUGAUGGCUACUUUGCUAGUUGGAAUUUGA
This is a messenger RNA of Stylonychia lemnae, 984 nucleotides long. The record is from the annotation of a GenBank genome assembly. NCBI's taxonomy places the organism in Eukaryota, Ciliophora, Spirotrichea, Sporadotrichida, Oxytrichidae.